GAGAUGUUGUCAGAGACGAUCCUAUUGUCGCGGAUAAAGUUAACGGUCGACGUCGAUCUAAUCGCUAUCCGGAGUUGAUAGGUGAACGAGUGAUUCAGCAAAGUGGAUUAUUUUUUUAAGAAACCAUGAAUCUCCUGUUGAGAUCAAUAGGAGGGGAGAAAGUGAUCGGAUAAGAUUUUGUGUGUGAUUGCUUAAUCGGUGGAGGAAUUUAAGUUGAGGACAACACAGAGAAGAGAGUGAUGCCGCUUCAAACUCGAUGAGAACUAGCGAAAGAAAUCUGGGAGGCCUAUCCUUUAUCUUGAAAGACUAUGCUACGUGCUCGAGAAACAAAAUAGCAAUGUUUUGCGAUGUGAAUCUGCAUCUAGGGCGAAGGUGAGAAGAUAAUUUUUUGCGGUAGAUCAGAUCGAAUGUUUUUGAAAGGAACAUUUCCGGAACGAAGAGGCACAUGAAGAGCUUCAAUUGCGAUUUCGUGAACGAAGAUAGAACGGUCCCCAUGGCGAACAGCGGCCAUGGGGUCGCUGUUAACGGCGUAAGUGCUCCUGGUUCGGGCACGUUAUCGAGGGAAGAGAGACGCAGACGAAGGAGGGCCACCCAAAAGUAUCGAACCGCACAUGCUACACGGGAAAGAGUCAGAGUGGAGGCGUUUAACUUGGCAUUUGCGGAACUGCGAAAGUUGCUGCCGACGUUGCCACCGGACAAGAAGCUCUCGAAAAUCGAGAUUCUUCGGCUGGCAAUCUGCUAUAUCGCUUACUUGAAUCACGUACUUCAAGCUUGAACUUGUGUACUUCGAUAAGCAGAAGUAGGUUACCUCGGGACAAUGGAGGAACGUUCCCAUGGGAGAUUGCUAUCCCUCCGCGUUCCUUCAAAUUCUACUACCACCCUCGACAGUCAUCGUCCGGUCGCGUAUCCGAUCGUUGUCGAUUAUACGGCGUACGAGCUUAAAUGAAAAAGAAUGGAAUUGCCGGCGAGGAGGUCAACUUCACGGAUCGUCGCCUUGCGCCUCGUUUCCCGGUUCUCUGCAAAUGCGAUUGUGCGACUCGGUCCACUCGGAGAUCCGCGUGAGAUUGAUUGUCCUUGCGAGUCGAACUGACUCCCCUGCGGAAAAAAGCACUGACGAAUUAAGACGAAAGAAACCCAUUUCCAUGAAUUGAAUAUUUAAAAUGGUUUUAAGUUAUAAAAUUAUUAUUUCAUGCUUGUUAGCUUUUUUUUAAACUAAGAUUAAUACGAAGGAUUUGUUUGUUUAUGAUAACUGACAAGCUAAAAUGAGACUUUUACUAUAUAUUUAAUGAAAUUUGAUCUUGAAUGAGCAAAACAGAAUAAAUAUGUAAAGAACCAUCGAACGGAAAUGUAAUAUGUCUUUUAUGGAAUUUUUUUCUAAAGAUCAGAUAUAAUUAGUUAAAUUGUUUAGAUUGUUUUAUUUUGGUAUCAGUACUUUAUGGACAACGCUGUCAUGCGAGUUUGUUUUUCAUUAAAUAUGUAGAGAGAUGGAGACAAAGUGAACAAAUGACAAUGUUAAUAUAAGUAAUAAAAGGUUACGCAAAAGAGUUUAUAUUCGUGUCCAUUUCGCGAACAAGCCAAUUAAGAAGUGAUCAAUGAAACAAACAUACAUAGUCAGGUGAUUUCUUAAUUUAUUUGCUAUUCUAUUAAUUAAUUUUUCUUGUAAUUAUCAACUCUAUAAAAGUAAAUUUUAAUUGUAAGAAA
This is a messenger RNA of Monomorium pharaonis (pharaoh ant), 1701 nucleotides long. RefSeq names its product helix-loop-helix protein 1. The transcript is spliced from 4 exons. The coding region runs from base 446 to 775 and encodes 109 amino acids. NCBI's taxonomy places the organism in Eukaryota, Metazoa, Arthropoda, Insecta, Hymenoptera, Formicidae. Gene Ontology annotation, biological process: regulation of transcription by RNA polymerase II. Gene Ontology annotation, molecular function: DNA-binding transcription factor activity, RNA polymerase II-specific; protein dimerization activity; RNA polymerase II cis-regulatory region sequence-specific DNA binding. The record is from RefSeq and is a predicted model, not a curated record.